This is a messenger RNA of Ilex paraguariensis (yerba mate), 1479 nucleotides long. Lineage: Eukaryota; Viridiplantae; Streptophyta; Magnoliopsida; Aquifoliales; Aquifoliaceae. The record is from the annotation of a GenBank genome assembly.
AUGAAGGAAAAGAUUCACCAUUGUCAUCAUCUUCCUUGCUCUUUCUUCUUCUACACCCUCUUUCUCAUUGUCAUCAAUGUCUCCACCACCCAACAGAUCCUUGUAUCUGCCAAUGCCCACAUCAACAAUUCUGAACUUCAAAAUAUCCGGCAGAGACAGCUCUUGUCCUACGAUGGAGACCCUCUGGCCAUCAACCCAUCGCUUGUUUUGGAGAACCCGAGACUCAAGAAUGCUUACAUUGCAUUGCAAGCUUGGAAAGAAGCCAUUCUUUCAGAUCCAUACAACAUAACUGCUAAUUGGGUUGGAUCAGAUGUUUGCAGCUACUCUGGUGUGUUUUGUUCAAAUGCACCUGACGAUCUGCAGGAACUUACUGUUGCUGGCAUUGAUCUCAACCAUGGUGAUAUUGCUGGAAACCUCCCACAUGAAUUAGGCCUGCUGUAUGAUCUCGCAUUGUUUCACAUCAAUUCAAAUCGCUUUUGUGGUAAGCUCCCUUUGAGCUUAUUGAACUUGAAGCUGUUGUUCGAGCUAGAUCUAAGCAACAAUCGCUUUGCUGGUAAGUUUCCUCAGGUUGUCCUCCAAUUGCCAAAACUCAAAUAUCUGGACAUAAGAUUCAAUGACUUCGAAGGUGAGCUUCCAAAAGAACUCUUUGAGAGAGAUCUUGAUGCCAUAUUCAUCAAUGAUAAUAGGUUCUCUUUUGAAUUACCUGAAAAUAUUGGCAACUCGCCUGCAUCUGUUAUUGUUUUGGCAAACAAUAAAUUUCAAGGAUGCGUACCUGCAAGCUUAGGCAACAUGUCAAAAACAAUGGAUGAAUUGAUUCUCACAAACAACGGGUUUCAUUCAUGUUUGCCGAGUGAGAUAGGGAUGCUGAAGAAUUUGACAGUGUUGGAUGUGAGCUAUAACAAUUUAGUGGGUACCUUGCCGGAUAAUAUCAGAGAUAUGGUUAGCUUGGAACUGUUGAAUGUGGCUCACAACAUGAUGUCUGGGAAGAUUUCUGAUAGCGUCUGCUCACUUCCAAAUUUGAAGACUUUUAGGUCCGAGUACAAUUUCUUUUCGAAUGAGACACCCUCGUGUUUGAAUCUGCCUGGUUUUGGUGAUAGGAGGAAUUGUUUGAAAGGGAGGCCAAUGCAGAGAUCUACAUUGCAAUGCACGAGGUUUUUGUCACAAGGAAUUAAUUGCAGCAGUUUUAAAUGUGCUCCACUUGUUUCAUCGCCCCCACCUAAGGUUUUAUCGCCUCCACCACCUGUUUAUUCCCCUCUAUCACCUCCACCGCCAACUCAGCUACCACCACCAACACCUUCACCACCCCCACCAUCUCCUCCACCUCCUUCACUGCCCCCACCAUCUCCUCCCCCAUCUCCGCCACCAGUCUCUUCACCACCAUCUCCAAUUCACUGUACUUGCAAUCUAUCGCCACCUCCACCCCAAUACUUGCCACCACCAUCCACAGAGUUACCACCACCACCGCCGCCUUUGCAUUGA